Messenger RNA from Mytilus californianus (California mussel), 2515 nucleotides. RefSeq lists its product as uncharacterized. The transcript is spliced from 8 exons. The coding region runs from base 139 to 1359 and encodes 406 amino acids. Gene Ontology annotation, biological process: proteolysis. The record is from RefSeq and is a predicted model, not a curated record. NCBI's taxonomy places the organism in Eukaryota, Metazoa, Mollusca, Bivalvia, Mytilida, Mytilidae. Gene Ontology annotation, molecular function: metalloexopeptidase activity.
UUUAGUACUAUUCUGUUUUUUGAAAUAAAAGAGGAAACUAAUACUUUAGUAAAUAAAGUACCAUAUUUUUCCGUUACACUAAUUAUAUUCUUUAACUCUCGAGUGUUCACAAGUGGAUUUGUAACAUGUCCUUUGAUAAUGAUUUCAUGUAUUAUAUUGCAUCAAUUGUACAGCCUUCAAUGUUUUAAAAUGGUUUCUUUUAAAGGGAGACAUGUCUUCAUAUACUGUCUAUGUUCAUGGAUAUAUGUUGAAACAGCAGAUUUAGACUAUAUCGAGUCUUCAAUCAAAAAUUAUUUCUCUGAUACACGUCAUCAUGUUAUAAACAACGAUUACAAAAUGGCGUCAAGAGAUUAUAUUUACAAAGAGUUUUCGUCCUUUGGAUUGGUUGCUGAAUACUUUGAAUUUAGCUUAUCUCCUGUAUCUACAAAGUCAAAUUUUACAACGGUUAUUGGUAUGCUGAAAGGUAGCCAUUUUGGUACGGCUUAUGACAAGAUGAUAGCCAUUGGUGCUCAUUAUGAUACAGCUAACACCACAAAAGGUGUGGAUGACAACGGCUCAGGUGUAGUUGCUAUGUUGGAAGUUGCCCGGCAAAUAACAGCAAUGAACGGAAAGGGGACAAAAAGGAAAAAUACAAUUAUGUUUGCUGCUUUUGACCUGAAAGAACAAAAAUGCAAAGGCAGUGAAUUAUUACUGGCUUCAUGGCUACAACCUUGGUUAUUUAAGAACUAUGGCCAAGCAGCUGAAUCACUGGAAUCGCAUGGUGUUUUUAUUUUGGACUCGGUAAUGGCUUAUAAUGCUUCCAUCAAGUCGCAGACCAUUCUACCAAAUAUGAAACGUUUAUUUCCAGAAACAUUUUCAAGUGUAUCAAAAGACAAUUACAAAGGAGACUUCUUAGCUAUGGUAUAUAGAAAUCCAACUUCAGAUUUGGUACUUGCAAACAUGUUUAAAGCAAAAUGGAAAGAGGCAAACAGAGAACAUUUUGAACUGGAGUCCUUCCCUCUACCGUUUGAGGAAUACAGCAAAUUACCAGAGAAACAGCAGUUGAAUUAUCGAUAUUUUAUGAACAGUGAUCAUGCGAGUUUUUGGGAUUACGAAGUACCAGCAAUAUAUCUGACAGACACUUUUAUCUACCGAGGUGUUAUGACAACAUGCUAUCAUAAGCCGUGCGACGAUGUUUCGGUGCUGCUUACUGACGACAAUCUAAAGUUUCUUGGUAAAACCGCUGAUGUUUUAACUAUGACAAUUAACCAGUUGUCAGAUCCUUUCCAAGGGACAAAUGGAGCAAGUCGAUGCAACCAACAGACUUUAUGGAUCAUACUAAUUUAUAUUAUAUCUAAGAAUAUGGUCCAGUUCCUUUAAAGCAGAGUAAUGCCAUGUGGUAGAAACUGAAAAAUAAUGGCUAUGUAACAGUUUCAAAAUUAUUUGCAAUAUGCUUUCGAAAUCCAAAUUGAAUAAACAUAUAAUGUCAAUUUGAUUUUAUAAAAUGCUAUUAAAUGUUUAAAAUAAAACCACUGUAUACAAUUCAGUAAAAAGUGUGUGCACAUUGUAUGCAAUUUACACUGGUAAAUAUGCAAACAUGUAAAACGUAUUAUAUGAAUUACGUAGAACAACCUACAUCCGGUACGAACGAGACAAAACCAUUUGAAAGCUAAUGUUUUUUUUUAAAUUUUGAGACCGAUGCCAGCAUACGUUAAAAUCUAUGGUGCCUUUAUCAGGAAAAAAUAUUAAGGACAACUUUACUGAACUUUAGUUUCAGCACCAUUUCAUAUUGAAAUCUUUAAUCGUCUCCUUACAUGAUUUGCUGCUCAAAAAUCAGUUUUAACCUCUCUUUUAAAAUUAUCAUGGACAGACAAAAAUUCUGUUCAACCAAAAUUAUCAUCAAGAAAAGAUUUUGGUUCGCACAAGUUCCCAUUCUAGACAAUAAUCUGGUUGCAUUAUAUCAGCUUUAUGUAAAAAUACCAGUCUAACAUUCGAGCUUCCAGUUUAUUUAGUACAUUAAAUGACUUAUCGCAAAACAUAAAAUGUAGCAUAGUAUGCUUAUUUGCACACGACAGAUUAUUUAUAAAAAAAAAUUUAAAGAAACCUGACGACACAUUUAAAUAACAGUUCGAUCAUGAAGCACUAGGCAGACUAACUCGCAUAGUUUCGACCUGAUAAAUGCAAUGUUGUUUAGUGUUACACAAAAUCGAAUUUUUGUAGCCUUCACUUACAAGGUUAUAUGGUCUUUCAAUUGAAAUACUAGUAGUUAAAUCUACAAACAAUUUAUAAUUCAUCAAAAUAAAAAAAUACAAUCAGAAAAUCCAUAGUAUUCUUUUGCAUUGUAUAAAUUUAAGGUAAUUUUAAUAUUUUAAUCAUUGAUCUUGAACUUCAUAGAACUAACAAUAAAAAUCUGUACUAAACCCGUGUAUGUUUACUUAUACAUCCUAAAAUGUCAAAAUAUAAUCAUGCAUAUAAAAAUGUAUAUAUACAUCCAAAAAUAUCACUGAUGAUUACAUAUUAAACAUGACCAGAUAUU